AUGACCGACGUCUUGGACGCCGAGAAGGUCGAGAACCGGCUGAGGCAUGGCCGCGACGCCCAGCCCACCGACGCCCCGACGCUGCCACCCCCGAGCGCCAUCCGCGCCGCCGAAUCGUCCCUCGCAGCUCGCGCACGCUCCCACGGACGCCUCGGCGGCACCGCUGACGCAGACGUCGUCGGCCACAUCGUCGACGACAUCGUCCCCGCCCUCACCGGCCAAGCCGCGUCCAGCCGCUACUACGGCUUCGUCACCGGCGGCGUCCUGCCCAUUGCCGAAUGGGCCGACAACGUCGUCUCGCGCCUGGACCAGAAUGUCCAGGUCCACCUGCCCGCGCAGUGCGUCGCCACGGCCGUCGAGCAUGCCGCGCUCAACAUGCUGGCCGGCCUGCUGCGUCUCGACGGGGCCGGCGACGACGACCAAGGGGAGGUGUGGCAGGGGAAGACGUUGACCACAGGCGCCACGGCGAGCAACAUCCUAGGGCUCGCGUGCGGCAGGGAGGCGAUCCUGCGCAAGAGGCUCGGCGGCGGCUCCGACAACUGCAUCCAGGUCCUCACGAGCGCGGGCCACAGCUCCGUCUCCAAGGCGGCCAGCGUCGUGGGCAUAGGACGCCGGCACGUCAAGGAGCUGGCCCGAAGCUCGGCGCAGCCGUGGAGGCUGGACCUCGACGCCGUGGAACGCGAGUUGCAGAGACCCGGCGUUGUGAGCAUCGUGGCUGUCGGCGUCGGCGAUGUCAACACGGGAGGCUUUGCUCUGGAUGGCGUCGACGAGUGGCGGAGGCUCAGGGCGCUCGCAGACGAGUACGGGGCAUGGGUCCAUGUGGAUGGAGCGUUUGGCAUCUUUGCCCGCGUUCUGGGUUCAAACGAGGAACAUGCGUCCCUGAAAAGGCAAGCCCAAGGCAUCGAGCUUGCAGACAGCAUCACGGUGGACGGACACAAGAUACUCAACGUGCCAUACGACUGCGGAAUGUUCUUCACUCAUUCUGCCUCGACGCUUCAGUCCGUGUUUCUCAACCCCAAUGCCGCCUACCUCUCAUCCGGCUCGGCAGCAGGCAUCCCCUCUCCGCUUAACAUUGGCCUGGAAAACUCGCGUCGUUUCCGCGCCCUCCCCGUAUAUGCCGCCCUUCUCAGCGAGGGCUCUGCAGGCUUCGAGCGCCUCGUCUCCAACAUGGUCCAGCUUGCCCGUCGCUUGGCCGCUUUCCUGCGUGACUCGCCAGACUAUGAGCUGCUGCCGGAUGAGAGCGCUGGUCUCGAUCGCACAUUCAUCAUCGUGCUGUUCAGGGCCAAGGAUCGGGCGUUGAACGAGGUGCUGACGGACAAGAUCAACCAGACGAGGCAGAUGUACGUGAGCGGUACGGUCUGGAGGGGCAGCAAGGCAGUUCGGAUCGCCGUGUCGAAUUGGAGGGUGGACGUAAGCCGGGAUUUUGAUGUGGUGACUGCCAUUCUAAAGGCUGUGGCUGCGGGAGAGGAGUUUGAUCUGGGUAGAGUUGGAGCGUAG
Hirsutella rhossiliensis is the source of this 1497-nucleotide messenger RNA. RefSeq names its product pyridoxal-dependent decarboxylase conserved domain-containing protein. Lineage: Eukaryota; Fungi; Ascomycota; Sordariomycetes; Hypocreales; Ophiocordycipitaceae. Gene Ontology annotation, molecular function: pyridoxal phosphate binding; carbon-carbon lyase activity. Gene Ontology annotation, biological process: carboxylic acid metabolic process. The coding region runs from base 1 to 1497 and encodes 498 amino acids. The record is from RefSeq and is a predicted model, not a curated record. The transcript has 4 exons.